This is a messenger RNA of Micromonas commoda, 390 nucleotides long. RefSeq lists its product with no specific name. NCBI's taxonomy places the organism in Eukaryota, Viridiplantae, Chlorophyta, Mamiellophyceae, Mamiellales, Mamiellaceae. Bases 1 to 390 code for a protein of 129 amino acids. The record is from RefSeq and is a predicted model, not a curated record. The transcript has a single exon.
AUGGCGUUCCCCGUGCACGCCAUCCGGCUCAUGGCCAUGCAGUAUCGCCCGGUGCCGCGGCUGCGGGCGUCCAAGCGCGCAUCGACGAGCGACGACGAGGCUCGCAUCGUUCGCGAGGAGCGAGAGUCCUACGACGACGACCUGUUCGUUGAUAAGCUCGUUGUCGACCGUAUCACCCGCACCCUCAAGGCCAAAGGAAGGGAACACGAGGUGAACCGUCGCCGCCUUAGGGAUCUGAAGAUGGAGGCAGCCGCCGCGGAGAAGGCCAUCGCGUCGCACGCCUCGGAAGCCGCAGAGAUUGAACCCGGUGAGAAGAAAGGUGAAGGCAACACUAAGGGGUUCCGGAGGAAGAAGAAGAACAUCAUGGGCAAGAAACACAAGAAAAAGUAA